UAGUCCGUGCAGAAGUGUGCAGAAAACCCCGUGGCUCGGAAAGAAAGCCCUCUUCUCAUGAUCCGCCAUUAGGAGUGAACCGGUGGUGGAUUAAACGCCAGGAUGCAGAUUUUCGUCAAAACCCUCACGGGGAAGACCAUAACCCUCGAGGUCGAACCCUCGGACACGAUCGAAAAUGUCAAAGCUAAAAUCCAGGACAAGGAGGGAAUUCCUCCUGACCAGCAGAGGCUGAUCUUCGCUGGAAAGCAGCUGGAAGACGGACGCACGCUGUCCGACUACAACAUCCAGAAGGAGUCAACUCUGCACCUGGUGCUGAGGCUGAGGGGUGGAGCCAAAAAGAGGAAGAAGAAGUCGUACACCACGCCCAAGAAGAACAAGCACAAGAGGAAGAAGGUCAAACUCGCUGUGCUCAAGUAUUACAAGGUGGACGAGAACGGUAAAAUCCACCGUCUGCGGCGUGAGUGUCCGGCUGACGAGUGCGGCGCCGGCGUCUUCAUGGCGAGUCACUUUGACCGUCACUACUGCGGGAAGUGCUGCCUCACUUACUGCUUCAACAAACCUGAGGACAAAUAAACAACGUCCACAAUAAAGACGCAAAUCAUUUGACACAAA
Messenger RNA from Solea senegalensis (Senegalese sole), 612 nucleotides. RefSeq names its product ubiquitin-40S ribosomal protein S27a. Gene Ontology annotation, cellular component: nucleus; cytoplasm; ribosome. The transcript has 6 exons. NCBI's taxonomy places the organism in Eukaryota, Metazoa, Chordata, Actinopteri, Pleuronectiformes, Soleidae. Gene Ontology annotation, biological process: protein ubiquitination; modification-dependent protein catabolic process; translation. The record is from RefSeq and is a predicted model, not a curated record. Bases 103 to 573 code for a protein of 156 amino acids. Gene Ontology annotation, molecular function: protein tag activity; ubiquitin protein ligase binding; structural constituent of ribosome.